Coprinopsis cinerea okayama7#130 is the source of this 3150-nucleotide messenger RNA. Its product is annotated as nonribosomal peptide synthetase 12. The transcript has 12 exons. The record is from RefSeq and is a predicted model, not a curated record. The coding region runs from base 1 to 3150 and encodes 1049 amino acids. NCBI's taxonomy places the organism in Eukaryota, Fungi, Basidiomycota, Agaricomycetes, Agaricales, Psathyrellaceae.
AUGGGCAGCGAUCUGCUUUCUCACCUCUCUGCAAACGACCGGGCCCUCUUCUGGGAGUACGGCCAAGGAGCCAAGGCUUUCGUCCCCUUCCAAUGUGCUCAUCACGCAUUCGAGUUCCACGCCAAAGCCAACCCCGAUCUCACUGCAGUCGAGGAGUUCGAGACCAAGAUCACCUACAAGGAGCUCGACCGCCAGGCCAACUGCCUCGCCACUCGCCUCCGUGGAUCGGGGGUGAACGUCGGGUCCCGUGUUUGCCUCCUCGUAGAGCGUUCGCCUUGGCUCGUCAUUGGUGUUUUGGGUGUCCUCAAGGCCGGUGCGGCGUAUAUCCCCUUCGAUGGGAACGUCGUCUCCGACAGCACCCUCAAGCAUGCGAUUCAAGAUUCGGCGCCCACCGUCAUCCUCACCCUUCGCAAGUUCCAGCACCGCGUUGCGGACGCCGCCUCGACUGAGAUCGUCUACUUGGACGAAACUCUGUGCACCUCUUACAACCCCAACCACUGCACCAAGCCUCGCGAUUUUACUUCUUCCACUAAUUCUGUUUAUAUUAUUUAUACUAGCGGUACUACCGGCACACCCAAGGGUGUUAAUGUUACUCACGGAAAUGUUACGAACUUGCUUUGCAUUGCCCCUGGAAAUUUGGGCAUGAAACCUGGUAUCAAAGUUUCUCAGAUGUUGAACAUCUCUUUUGAUUUUGCGGCUUGGGAAAUCCUUGGCUCUAUGGUCAACGGUGCUACCCUCUGUCUUCGAGGCAAGACCUCCAAGGAGUGGAAAGCGGUCAUGAGGAAUGUGGAUAUCUUGUUCUCCACACCGUCCAUGCUGGCGCCGCACAACCCUGCCGAUUAUCCCAACCUCUCGACUGUGGUGGUUGCAGGCGAGGCCUGCCCCAAGGCCACCGCCGACCUCUGGGGCGCGCGCGUCAAGUUUUACAAUGCCUGUGGUCCCACCGAAGUCACCAUCGCCAAUACCAUGCAGCUCCAUACUCCUGGAGAUAUCGUCACCAUCGGCGGUCCAACUCCCAACAACAGCGUCUACGUCCUCGAUGAGAACAUGCGGCCGGUACCGAUUGGCGAACCCGGGGUAAUGUGGGGCGGCGGUGCUGGUAUCACCAAAGGCUACCUCAACUUGCCUGACAAGACUGCUGAACGAUAUGUUCCCGAUCCGUUUGCUGAUGAUGGCUCGAUGAUGUUUAAUACUGGUGACUUGGGGUACGUUCUCGAUUCUCGAUGCUAUGAGUUGAGGAAUCUGGGCUCGUUGUGCUUACUAGAGCGUGUUAGACGAUGGCAUUCGAAUGGCACUCUGGUUCACCUUGGAAGGAUUGACAACCAAGUCAAGAUCAAAGGGUUCCGCGUGGAAUUGGAUGGUGUUGCUACUGCUAUGGAGACAUGCCCGGGAGUCCAGGCGGCUACUGCUUUGUUGAUUGACGGGGAGCUGUGGGGCUUUGCUACCCCCGCCUCGUUGAAGCCUGAGGAUAUUAAAGAGGCUGCGCUCAAGGUCCAGCCGUACUACGCUGUCCCCACCAGGUAUCUUACCUUGGACGAGUUCCCGGAGACAGCUAACGGCAAAACGGACAAGAGGAUUUUGCGACAGAUGGCGCUCGACGCGAAGAACCAAGAGGAGAAGCCGGCCAACAAGGCUCCAGCUCAGAAUGCCGCCUGGGUCAACCUCCCGACGACGGUCAUUGCUCAAGCAGCUGGGGCUCAGCCUCCUACCAUCCCCCAUCGUUCAUCGGAGAGGAGCUUGGUGUCGACUGUUGGGUCUACCGUUGUAGGAUCUCAAGUCAAGCAGGUCGACUCGUCCGCCUCGUCGGCUCUCGAAAAAGAAGAGUACAUCUGGUCAGGAUACCUCGAAGACGAAGUCCCCGAGAAGACUCAAGGCCGCAUCGUCCGCAACCUCCGCCACCAGAUCUUCAACCUCUACAGGCGUCUCUUCUCCGUCGUCUUCAUCAUCAACAUGGCCCUGUUCAUUUGGAUCCUCGUCACCAAGGACUACGAUGCCCACAGGCUUGGAGGGAUUGUCGUUGCCAACGUUUUCAUCGGUGUCCUCAUGCGUCAGGAAAUGGUCAUCAACACUCUCUUCAUCAUCUUCACUGCUGUUCCCCCGUCUUGGCCUUUGUGCAUCCGACGUGUUUGUGCGAGGAUUUAUACGAUUGGUGGUAUCCAUUCUGGUGCUGGCGUUUCGGCCUUUGUUUGGUUGGUUGCCUUCACUGCGCAAGCUACCAAGGAGAUGAUCAACAAGGGAAAGACUUCCGUCCGCACUGUCGCGAUCACCUACGUUAUCUUGGCUGAACUCCUCGGUAUCCUCAUCUUCGCCUAUCCCGCCCUCCGAAAGAAGAUGCACGACACCUUCGAGAACACCCACCGAUACCUCGGAUGGACCGCCCUCGCCUUGGUCUGGAUCCAGUUCAUGUUCUUGACCAUCGACUACCUGCCUGAAGGACAAACACUCGGCCAGACCCUCGUCAAGUCUCCCCACUUCUGGCUUGUCAUCAUCUUCACCAUUUCCAUCAUCUGGCCAUGGUUCCGCCUCCGCAAGGUUGAUUGCCGCCCCGAAGUCCUCUCUAACCACGCCGUCCGACUCUGGUUCGACUAUGGUGUCACUCCCGACGCUGGUACUUUCGUCCGUCUCUCCGAUGCUCCCUUGAAGGAAUGGCACGGUUUCGCCUCGAUCUCCAUCCCAGGCCGCACCGGGUACUCCGUCGUGGUCUCCCGCGCAGGUGACUGGACCUCCAAGCACAUCAACGACCCGCCGACCAAGAUGUGGGUCAAGGGCGUCCCCACCUACGGUGUCCUCAAGCUCGUCCCCAUGUUCCGCCGCAUGGUCCUCGUCGCGACUGGAUCCGGUAUCGGUCCGUGCGCCCCCGCCAUCUUGCGCAGGCAGAUCCCCAUGCGCGUGUUGUGGACUGCUCCGAAUGUCCGAGAGACCUUUGGUGAUAACUUGUGCAACUCGAUUUUGGAGGCGUGUCCUGAUGCUGUGAUCUAUGAUACUCGCAAGCAUGGAAAGCCUGAUAUGGUCAAGCUUGUGUUGAGGCUUGUCAAGGAGUUUGAUGCUGAGGCUGUUGCUAUUAUCUCUAACCAGCCUCUCACUGAGAAGGUUGUUUAUGGAUGCAUGAGCCGGGGUAUCCCUGCCUUUGGUGCCAUCUGGGAUUCGUAA